GAUAACAAUGAUGAUGAUGAUGCUGAGUAUAAAAAAUUAUUUGCAAAUUUCGAUGAAACAAAUAUUUUGAAAUCCGAAUCAAAUAUCGAUGAUAUACAACAACAACAACAACAAAAACAACAAUGUAAUGACAACGGAAAUCUGGUUUCCAAUACACCCAACAAGCAGCCACAUGGUAUUACGGCCAACGAUCAUGAUGAUGAUGACGACGACGACGACGAUCAAAAUGAUGAUGAAAUUGAAGAAUUAAUGCCACCAUCAAAACAACAAAAUGAUUCUACAACGAUAAAUGAGACUACCAUAAAGCAAUCAUCAUCGAUCAUUGGAGGCCAAUCAUCGAUUGGAUAUGACAUUUUAAUAUCCAAAACGAAACCAGAAGUGAUUGACGACAACCAAAACAACGAUAAUAAUAAUAAUGAAAACGCUGAAAUGGCUUCAACAAUUUCAGAAUCUCGAAAUGAUUCAAUUGAAAAAACAGCACCACCCACAUCUAGUUUACAUAGAUUAUGUAAUAUGUUUCAGAAUAUGAUUGAUGAAUUGAAAAAGGUGGAUAUACGUGAUUCAGAAACGAUAAUUGAUGACCAUGAUGAUAAUAAUAAUAAAGGAACAUUUCUCCAUCCAUCACCCUAUGAUGAUCAUCAUACUGAUGAUGGUGAUCAUGAAUCACAACAACAACAAAUGGUCAAUGAGCAGCAGCCAUUACCAUUGUUACAAAAAUCAACAAUAACUAAACGACAACGAAUAAGUCGAACGACCGUAUCGAUUGUUUUACGUGUUUAUCAUCGUGUAGGUACACGUGGUCAUCGUAUUGGUUGUGUACAUCGUUAUCGAAUAAAACCAACGAAAAACAUAAAACAAUUCCUAAAACAAAUUGAAACAAUAAAAUCAAAACCAAAAUUGGUUAGAAAAAAACAACGAAAUUUGAUUCAAUCAACAACAACAACAACUCAGCAUCAUGAUGAUGAAAGAAAAAUCGAACAAAUAUCGAUUGUUGAAAAAAAUUCAGAAAAUCGAACUGAAAGAUCACGAUCAACAGGUGAUGUAUUGAUUCUUGGUAAUUCAACGGGUAAAAAACCACCACUUUGUCGUUUGACAAAUAAUCGUGCAUUUAGUUUAACAUUGGAUGAUCUGAAAUUUCAUCAACACGAUCAAAUGGAACAAAUUAACAACGAAGCAAAUUGCGAUUUUGAUUGUGGUGAUGAACGACUAAAAGCCAUCGAUCAAGAUGAUGACGGUGUUGAUGAUAAUGAUGAUAAGCUUGUAAAUCUUAAUAAACGGCUACCAUUACGAUCAUCAUGGCGACGAAAAAAUUUCUAUAAACGUCGUGAAUCAUUAGAUGAAUAUCUUCAACGUAAAGUAUUUAAAAUGAAUGAAAAUGAAAAUGACAGUGAAUCAUCUCCAUUAAUAAUGAUGGAUAAUAAUCGUAUAUUGAAAUUUCAAUCAAACAAUCCAUGGUUAAAUUAUAUAAAAACAUGUGGACAACGUAAAAUUGAUUGGGAAUCAUUGACCACCGAACAAAUUAUGAUGUAUGAAUCAAUGUUUGAAUUGAUUGUAACGGAAAAAUCUUAUUUAGUGCAACUGGAGAAACUGAUGAAUCUAUCGAAACGUAUACCAGCCAUUGCCAGUAUAUUAUCAAGUUAUGAUCAGAAAAUUUUAUUUGGAAAUCUACAACCACUUUAUGUUGUUAAUCAAUUAUUAUAUAAUGAUUUUGUACGAUCAUUUCAUGAAGACUUUUUUAUGCAUCGUAUAUUUCGUACAUUUCAACAAUAUUUUAAUGAAAAAUUUGAACCCUACAUUGAAUAUAUACGUGGACAAAAUGGCCGUGAUUCAGUGAUGGCAAAUAAAAACUUGGCCAUAGCGAUACCGAAAGACGUUAAAAUGUUGCAAUCAUUAUUUAUAACACCAAUGCAACGUAUUACACGAUAUCCAUUGUUAUUGAAAACAAUUUUGGAUCGUAUGAAAAAAUUUGAAGCCAAAUCAAACACUGUUGCUGCAGAUCAUCAAAUGAUGAAAACAUUGAAAGAUGAUGUGGAAAAAUGUUUUGAAUCCGCCACCAGAUUUUCGAUGCGUUGUGAUAAUGCUGUUAAUGAAUUGAUGAAAUUACAAUUAUUGAUUGAAUUUCGUAAAAAAUUGACAGGAAAUUUUAAUUUUGAUCUGAAUGAUAAUUUUGUCAUCACUGGACGGGAAAUUUAUCGCCAAGCACAGAUAAAAAUUGCUAAACACAUCUGUCUGUUGAAUACAGAUGAAUUGAAGGAUAUAAGAACACGUAAUUCAAUGUUAAUCCUGUUGACCGAUCUUCUUAUGUUGGCCGAUUAUAAACAACGAAAAGACAAAUACAAAGUAAUCGAAUGCGAAAGAUUGGAUCGUGUAGAAUUUAGUCUUGGAUCAUUAAUAGUUAAUGAUGAUACAUCACCAAAAUUAUCAUCUUUUACUCAUCAAAAUCCAUUGGCAUUACCUAAUCAUAAUGGUGGUAGUAAAAUUGUGUGGUCCAAAAUGACAACAUCAACAUUGAAUACGAUAAAAUUUGUUAAAUUAAAUCAAACCGAUCUAUAUCAAUUUGUUUUUGCCAAUAGGUAAACUCAUCCAAAUAUAGAUACAUUUAAUGAUGAUAAUCUCAUGUGUGGUAUUUUCAAAAGAGUUAUGACAAAUCUAAUCAUAUCAAAUUGA
Dermatophagoides farinae (American house dust mite) is the source of this 2667-nucleotide messenger RNA. Lineage: Eukaryota; Metazoa; Arthropoda; Arachnida; Sarcoptiformes; Pyroglyphidae. The record is from RefSeq and is a predicted model, not a curated record.